UUUUCCGUCCUCUUCCGAGUUUAAAUCAACUUUAAAGAUGGCGCUCGCAAUACGGCAGUUAUGUCGUCAGGCGUUAGGACAAAUAAAACGCCCGAAAACCUUUUUGUCAAGAGUUUGCGGAUCUCAAAUUGGGCAAGAUCAUUAUCGACAUUUGUCACUUCAUGAAUAUCAAAGUAUACAACUGCUUGAAGAUGCCGGUGUUUUGACGCCGAAAGGAGGAGUAGCGGAAACACCACAGCAAGCUUAUGAGAUUGGUGAAGUCAUUGGUGCAGAUGAUCUUGUCCUCAAAGCACAGGUUCUUGCAGGUGGAAGAGGCAAAGGUGUAUUUGAAGGAGGCUUACAUGGAGGAGUUAGAAUUGUAUUUAGUCCAGAAGAAUGUAAAGAAUUUGCAGCAAGGAUGAUUGGAAAAAAAUUAUUCACAAAGCAAACUGGUGAAGCUGGAAGAAUUUGCAACAAGGUGUUGAUUUGUGAGAGGUUAUAUUCUAGAAGAGAGUAUUAUUUUGCAAUAACGAUGGAAAGAGCUUUUAUGGGACCAGUACUUGUUGGGAGUCACCAAGGUGGAGUUGAUAUAGAGAAAGUUGCUGCUGACCAUCCAGAAGCCAUAUUUAAGGAGCCUGUGGAUAUUAAUAAAGGACUGAGCCUUGAGCAAGCUGCAAACUUUGCGAGAACGAUGGGUUUCUCUGACAGUUGCAUACCGGCUGCUGCUGAUACGAUUAUGAAACUUUAUAAUAUUUUUAUUGAGAAGGAUGCGUUGCUAAUCGAGAUUAAUCCGUUGGCCGAGGAUUCACUUGGAAGAGUCGUGUGUAUGGAUGCGAAGCUAAAUUUUGACGACAACGCUGCAUUUCGUCAAGACGACCUAUUCAAACAACGGGACUGGACUCAGGAGGAUGAAAGAGAAGUUGAGGCAGCGUCAUAUAACCUCAAUUAUAUCGGUUUAGAUGGAAGCAUCGGUUGUCUAGUGAACGGUGCUGGUCUUGCUAUGGCCACCAUGGAUAUUAUCAAAUUACACGGCGCUGAGCCUGCAAAUUUUUUGGAUGUCGGUGGAGGUGCGACUGCAAAACAAGUUGCAGAAGCUUUUAAAUUAAUCAGUGCUGACCCUAAGGUGCAUGCAAUUCUUGUGAAUAUAUUUGGUGGAAUAAUGAGAUGCGAUGUGAUUGCUGAAGGAAUUGUAGCAGCUGCAAGUCAACUUGACCUAGACAUACCCAUAGUAGUGCGACUGCAAGGUACACGAGUCGAGGAUGCAAAAGCAAUUUUUACCACGAGCGAUCUUCGUAUAUUGGCUGUGGAUAAUUUGGAGGAGGCAGCAAAGAUGGCAGCACGUUUAUCUAACAUUGUAGAACUGGCGAAGCAAGUAUCCGUGGACGUUAAAUUUGAAUUGCCAAUUUAAACCACCCCCGUCUUGUAUACGGAUGAACUGUAAAUGUGACAUAUUACUUUAGAAAAUAUUCUGUAUGACAUUGUAUAAUAUUAUACUCAACGGUUUUUGGUAACCUGAAAUGAAAGUUAGAAUUACUGUAUUUGAGUAUAUAUGUAUAAAAAAUUUUAUUG
This is a messenger RNA of Dendronephthya gigantea, 1548 nucleotides long. RefSeq names its product succinate--CoA ligase [ADP-forming] subunit beta, mitochondrial-like. NCBI's taxonomy places the organism in Eukaryota, Metazoa, Cnidaria, Anthozoa, Malacalcyonacea, Nephtheidae. Bases 38 to 1387 code for a protein of 449 amino acids. Gene Ontology annotation, molecular function: succinate-CoA ligase (ADP-forming) activity; ATP binding. The transcript is spliced from 12 exons. Gene Ontology annotation, cellular component: mitochondrion; succinate-CoA ligase complex. The record is from RefSeq and is a predicted model, not a curated record. Gene Ontology annotation, biological process: tricarboxylic acid cycle; succinyl-CoA metabolic process.